This is a messenger RNA of Miscanthus lutarioriparius, 1263 nucleotides long. The record is from the annotation of a GenBank genome assembly. Lineage: Eukaryota; Viridiplantae; Streptophyta; Magnoliopsida; Poales; Poaceae.
AUGGCGCCCGAGAUUCAGAGCCUGUUUCCGAGUUCGACGGCCGUGCUCCUCCUGCUGGGCGCCUGCCUCUCCGCCGCCGCGGUGGCAGCGCUCGGUGCCGCGGACGACGCCAGCAGGCCGGCGGUGCCUCUGCCUGGUGGAGGCGCCCGGCGCGUCCUCUUCGCCAACGGGCUCGGGCUGACGCCGCAGAUGGGGUGGAACAGCUGGAACCAUUUCCAGUGCGACAUCAACGAGGCGGUCGUCCGGCGCACCGCUGAUGCGCUCGUCGCCACCGGACUUGCAAAGGCUGGCUACAAGUAUGUCAACUUAGAUGACUGCUGGGCGGAUUACCAAAGGACCAAAGAGGGAUACAUGAUCGCUAAUCCCAAGACAUUCCCAUCCGGAAUCAAGGCCCUGGCAGAUUAUGUUCACAGCAAGGGGCUUAAGCUUGGCAUCUACUCUUCAGCUGGGACAAGAACUUGCAGCAACAGGAUGCCUGGAUCUCUGGGCCACGAGGACAAGGAUGCUAAAACGUUUGCAUCAUGGGGUGUUGACUACUUGAAGUAUGAUAACUGCUACAGAGACGGCACGCCUGAAACCGUGAGGUUUGGGCGCAUGUCUCGCGCGCUGAAGAACUCUGGCCGCCCCAUCUUCUACUCACUUUGCGAAUGGGGCUACAUGGAAGUGCCCAAAUGGGGCGGCAUGUACGGCAACAGCUGGAGGACCACCGGCGACAUCAUCGACACAUGGUCAGGCAUGCUGGACAACAUCGACCGGAACGACGCCUACGCCCGGUACGCCAAACCCGGCGGUUGGAACGAUCCUGACAUGCUGGAGGUCGGGAACGGAGGGAUGGCGUACAACGAGUACGUCGUGCACUUCAGCCUGUGGGCCAUCGCCAAGUUCAAGUGUUCAGUUCUUUCUACUCACGCACGAGGAAAAAGUUCACUUAUUGACUCGUCUUCAUGUGUGCCAAUUGUGUUCGGCGCAGAUCGGAUGGGUGUCCAGGGAAACAAAGUGAAGAAGUAUGGCAACGAUCUCGAGGUGUGGGCGGGGCAGCUCUCCCGCCACAGGAAGGCGGUGCUGCUGCUCAACCGGGGGGCGACGCGCUCCGCGUCCAUCACCGCGGCAUGGCCGGACGUCGGCAUCCGCCGCGGCGUCACCGUCGAGGCCAGGGACGUCUGGAAGCAUGAGACGCUCCCGGGCAGGUUCACCGGUAGCCUCACGGCGGUGGUCGGGCCGCACUCGUGCAAGCUCUUCGUCCUCACGCCCGUUCCUCGCUGA